AUGGCUGCUCCUGCCACCAACGGCUCUUUGGGGCUGCCAGUAGACGCCCAAAUCACGCCCGCAACCUCGAUCGAAUACUGGACGUCGAUAUCAUCCACAGUCGAUGGCAUGCUUGGUGGGUUUCCCCAGGUUUCACGAAUCGACAUUGCUGGUUCACGCACAUUCAUCGUCAAGCUCCUCCGCCAUUCACAGCCUUGUCCAGAUCUACCUCCACCACACAAGGUCCGCCUCGUCACCGACACCGGAGCUGGCAUAGGACGCAUCACCGUCGGUCUCCUUUCCCAGAUAGCGCAGCAUGUCGAUGUCGUGGAACCGAUACCAAAGUUCACUGAGCAGCUGAAAAUCGACCAUCCAGAACUGUUCGCCGGGGCGAAUCCGAUCAUACAAAAUGUGGUCAACACCGGACUUGAGUCAUGGGACCCUUCUCAGACCGAGCCACCUCGGCUCUACGACAUCAUCUGGAAUCAAUGGUGUCUAGGCCACCUCACAGAUAAGGCCUUGAUCGCAUAUCUGCGUCGGCUAAUUCCAGCACUAUCACCGCACGGCUGGAUCGUUGUCAAGGAGAAUGUAGUGAACAGCAAAGCUGAGAACCCCAAGUCAUCGGCAAAACGCAAACGAGUCCAACCAGCAACAAAAGUAGAUGAGAUGUCAGACUCCAAUGAGGUCCGGCAAUCAGUAGACCUGGGAGACGAUGAAGACGAAGAGCCAGACCUCUAUGAUGAGCUUGACAGCAGCGUGACCCGAACAGAGCGCAAAUUCGACCGCAUCUUUCGCGCAGCAGGCCUCAAGGUGGUCAAGACGGAGAUUCAGCGAGGCUUUGGCAAGGACCUAGGACUCUACCCUGUGCGGAUGUGGGGACUACAGCCUGCUACGGUACCAUCAGGGCCGCAGGAAGGGCCUGUAAAUGGGACUGUUUCGUAG
Messenger RNA from Cyphellophora attinorum, 921 nucleotides. Its product is annotated as Alpha N-terminal protein methyltransferase 1. Gene Ontology annotation, molecular function: N-terminal protein N-methyltransferase activity. Gene Ontology annotation, cellular component: cytoplasm. Gene Ontology annotation, biological process: N-terminal protein amino acid methylation. The transcript has a single exon. The record is from RefSeq and is a predicted model, not a curated record. The coding region runs from base 1 to 921 and encodes 306 amino acids. Lineage: Eukaryota; Fungi; Ascomycota; Eurotiomycetes; Chaetothyriales; Cyphellophoraceae.